GUUAAAAUCAUGGUGCUGGUAAGAGUGAAGGCCAAUCAACUAACGAGUAAUGCACGAAGCGGACAGUCAGGAGACAGCAGUCGCACUAUUCUUUAUAUAAUUUGACAGAGAAUGCUGACAUGUGUGGAAGGACGAUAAAUCAAGAAGGCACUUUAAGAUACUCGUAGGCAAGGUAGUUACCAGCGUCAGUGACCCGACUCAGCGAAGAUAAAAGAAUGCUUGUGGGAACCAGGAAUAUGGAAUUAAAAAUGAAUAUGAGCCGUAUUAAUGUUUUCCGUGUUUUUUUUUGUUUUUUUUUUGAGGAUAUGAAAGAGUGAGACUGAGGCGCAUAUAGCAUGGAGUGGGAACAUUGCUGCGUUCUGUCAAACCAUAUUUGACAGCACUGUGCGUUUCACGAUUGACCACGGUAAAUCUUGAAGAUUAAUUAUACAAUUUUGUUAUAAGUUUAUUAUUCUUAAUACUGAGAAAUGCGCGUUCACCAUCUAUAAUUCACACAAAGAAUACAGAAGGCAACAUCCAGGAUCAAGGAUUUUUUCAUCUGAGUGACUGAGUGGAUAAACAUGGAAAGAACUGAAAGGAAAGAUGUGCCCGACAAAGAAACAUUCUUCCGGAAACAUUUAAUUUCAGGAUUUAUCAUCAGGCUUCUUUCAUAAAAGAAAUAUAAUCAAUUCACUAAUUAUUUUUUUGUUUGGAAGCAACUGGAAUUUUUCUGGAUUCUGGUAUCCUGGACAACUAUACCUCAUUUUGCAUUGACCAUUUUUAACUUUAUUUUAAUCAGGAGAAACUGAAAUCUGUGAGAAUGCAAAGGAACAGACAUUUUUCAUAAAGGAGUUAUCACUGAACUUUAAAUACUUAAGUUGACUUGAAUUCCAUAAUAUUCCCUGCUGCUGUACCCUAGCACUCGAUGUGAUGAUGAAGCCCACCAUGCUGGGUUGCCAUAGUUACCCGUGCUUACUAAGCAGGUUCCCUCUGAAUUUCUUAAAGAGAAACACUGGCCAGUAAAGAAAGGGUAGCUGUAUAGAAAGCCAUCGUUAUCAAACGGUUACUUACAUUUGAUAUUUUACUGCUUAGCAACACUUACAGUUAAAGUGCCAUAAUCAUCUUCAAAGUUUACAAGAAAAAGUGACUCCUGAAACUGCCAAUAAAUUGUUUACACCUCAUAAGAAAGUACUAUUUUUCUAUUUUAGUGUGAUUUUGCAGAAGGUCAGAUUGCUAAAGAACAUUUAAGUGCCAAAAAUAAAAGACAUCAUUGCCAAAUAAAAAACAAACAGAGAUAAGACCAAGUUUACAGCUGAAAGUACAAAGGUUUUUAAAAGGCUUUUUCUUAGAUUUUUUGAUGGAUUUUUGUGUCGUUUUUGUGGAGCUGAGCAAGAGUAGUCCCAGGAGGUAAAGUAUUAGUUUCUUCAUUGCUUAUUUGUAAAGGUCCAUGCGGUUUCAAUUGUCUCAUGCUUAUCGAUCAAUAUUGACUAAAAGCCAGAUUUGUCAGACAUAUUAUUUUCUAAAUCGGCAGAGUCAUUUUAAAGUUGUGUUGCCUCGUACAGCUUUAUAAUGUGAAAAUGUAGGUUUAAAUCUAGGUAACCAAAUGUUUACACAGUAUACUUAUAUUAACAGAUCCACACUGAAUGCAAACAAACAAAGGAAUGAAUGAAUAAACAAACAAAUAUACAGAAGUAAAACACUAUUAUAGAUCACCUACUGCUUGUAGCUUAAAAGGACAUAUGCCUCAUAAAAUCUGUGUACUGCUACAAUUUCACGAGAUGUAGUUAUGUUGUUUCUGUGUACUAUUCAAAUUUUUCAGACUUUGGACACACUGAGCACACUGCCUAGCUCAUUAGGCAAAAAAACAGCUGAGCAUAAUGAAUAAGAAGACAUCAAAAAGUAUAGGGCUUGGGACAAAACAGCAGUUCUUCACAGAUCCCAGCCCUUCCACUUGAUGUUUACAUGCAUUCCCACAUUUCCCUGAUAAGUGUUUUCUCAGCACUUUACAGUGUGGGCUGAUGUUUUUUCAGUCUCUUUUUGCAGGUGAUGUUAUAGCUAACAGACAGAGUGGAGAGAGCUGCACAGCAUAAAGGCAACAUCUAGAACACUGGACACCUUGAACUUUGAUUUACAAAAAUGAAUUCAAUUGCCUGUCACAGGAUGUGUUCUUUCGUUAUUUUUUUGAUAUUUUCUUCUGUCAUUGCUAUGGUGACGAGCUCCACUGAGCAUCAGGCAGCAAAUGGGAGUCCAAGCAGUGCAACUUUUGUACUUUUGACCAGCCAUCGUAACAAGCAAACAAUGAAGUCUGCUGGCAAUUCAGAGCUGGACAUGAAAAUAUCUGAGAUGCCACCGAAACCUUUGCCGCAAAUCAUGCUCCCCAGGAACGUGACAGUCGACGCUCUAAAGCCACCACUUGGGGCUGCCCAGGUGGCUCCACCACCAAAACGAAUUGUGGAUGUGGACGUUUGCAGAAGUUACUAUGAUGUGAUGGGCCAAUAUGAUAUGACCUUCAAUUGCACCAAAGGCACAUACAUAUAUUGCUGUGGGACCUGCCACUACCGCUUCUGCUGUGAUCACCAGAGCAGCCGCUUGGACCAGGACUCCUGCAAGAACUACGACUCUCCUGUAUGGGCCAACACACAACCACCUGCAACCACACCACCAGGCCAACGUUCUGACCCAGACUUUGACCCACUCCGGCCAGACAACACCAUGUAUGUCAUAGGAGGUGUGAUUUCCUUCACGGUGGUGGUGGCGGUGGGCAUUAAGGUGGCCUUCCACAAGGUGUCACGUCGACCCAGGCACAGGGAUAUAAACGUGCCAAGGGCUCUGGUAGAUAUCUUGCGUCACCAGUCUAGUCCAGUACAGCAAGCAGAGCGGAACAACAGUGUUGCUCUAGGUCCUGGAGGGAACGAUGGGACCCUGGGACGACCCAUCAAAAACCUGUAUACACCUGUACCUCAGGGCAAAGAGAACCGAAAGCGCCCACCACAUAUGAACAACACCACGCUUGCCUCCACUGGAACACUGCUCUCCAGCAAACACAGCAAUGCCUCUGCCCCCCACCCCUCUCUCUCACACUCUUUCCACAACCUGGCCCAGCUGCCCCCAUCCUAUGAGACAAGCACCAAAUCUGAGAUCAAUAGGUACAGCUCGCUGAAGAGGCUGGAAAAGGAUCUGGAUGACUACUCUGGAUAUUACACCACCAAACGGCGGCCAAACAAUGCUCCUCCUUCCUUUCAUUCAUCUCAGCACCUCCUCCACUGGGGUGGGGACUAUACACUGGGGGCCAGGGGCACGCUUCCUCUGCACACGUCACGCCCGCGAAUUCACGUGCCACCGGCGCCAUCUCCAACCCCAAACCCUUAUCCUUUACAGCCGCCUCAGUCACAGUACAACCCCAACUUUGACACGCUGUCCAAACCUCCACGAAGAGUGAUGUCUCAGGAUCAGCUGCUUAAUCUGGGAGAUGGCAAUACUACUUUGUCCAGACUAACUAAAAACCAACAACAUCAGUAUUAUAAAGCUGUGGCAGCAGCAAAAAGCUCGAACUCACAAACCCUCCGGAAAUCACAUGAAAGGCUUCUUGUGUCCCCUGAUCAGCUGGGGGAAAGAGUUAGUGGAGGGGUGGGUAGUGGAGAGUUUGGGGGGAUGGUCCCCACGCUGCCACGGCUUACCCCCAGCCAGAAAGCGCAGUCCCAACAAAACGUUUGUGCUACCCCCUCGCUCGACCGACAUCACAUGAUCAAAAUGAACUCUCACCCCACCUCUGGCAGGGAGCAGGAACGCAGCGCUCCAAUGCCUGCCCACACGGGAGGGGCCGUGGGCUGGGGGGAGCUACCUGGAGGGGGCACAGGAACACUAGGGGGCCACAACGCCAGAAGAUUAGCUUUUGCAGCCAAGAGGCAGAACACCAUUGAGCAGUUACACUUUAUUCCUGGUGGGGGGGGAGUGGGUGUAGCGGUAGCUGGGAAUCAGGGCUUGAGGACAGGGAGCAAAAAUGAAGUGACCGUGUAGGGGAGAAGGCAAUGAGGAGCAGGACAGGCUGGGGACAGACUUCGGUGUUCAUGUGAGAAAGGAGCAGGUGAUGGACAGAGGAAAUAGGAACAGGAAGGUUGGCAGCUAAGUGCAGCAUAUAGGGUUUUAAGGAUGGCUAUUAUAAAGACAGGAAGCGUUAUAAAAAAAUAAUUUUUCAAACUUUUGAAAUGUCAGGUCAAUUUUUAAAUCAAGGUUUCCUGCAAUUUAGCUUCAAAACAGAAAGGACAAAGAUAAAGACGAUAAACAGGAGGUUACCUGGGAAUAGGAGAGGCAGUGAUUUGAACUUCAAUACAAUUUACAAAAAAAUUUCCAAUAAACAAACAAAAAACAAUUUCAGCCAUAUUUUGAAGGAAAGAGGGUGGGCACAGAGUAGCCUUUAUAAAAGUAGACUUCCUCUGUUAAGUCUCCAUGCAUUUGCUUCUGCUAUGGCUGUGCGUGUUGGUCCAUAACACACAUAGGGGGGUGAAGUCACAUGUUCUCCUGUGAUGGAAUGACUGGACAAAAGAGGAACAUAGUUAUAUCAUGAUGUUAGAAUGGUUAUUAAAAGCUGGGAUUACUGGAUUGUAUGUUUGCAAUGACAGUAAAAUAUAUCUAUCUGCCUUUUCAAAUAUCUCUUAAGGGAUAAAAUGACUUAUAAGAAUACAUUUCCUGGAUUUUCUCCAAAUUUGACGAUUUUAUAGUGAACCACUUCAUUAUUCUGUUGACACACUCCCUGUCAUGUACACCAGUACAUGGGCUAUUUAUCAGUGUAAUGCAGCCACUUACACACUGGUCAACCAGUACAAACCUAAGCAACUUUCAUAAAAGAACAGUGAUUUUACAAGGCUACUUAGCCACCACUAACAGCUAGCAAACAAAACAGACUGAGCCAUGGAACUUAAGCAUUUCUCACAGAGAGCACAUUUACUGUCCAUGGCACUGCUGAGUCUUAUAUUCUGGGUAAAAAACACAGUCAGUAUUUGAUUACACCUAUUCUAAUCUGUAAAUGAUCUUUGGUGCUCUGAAGAAUAGACUGCAAUGGCAGGCAGGGAAUGCUUACAAUCCAUUUGCACACUGGUGAGAGGCAAUUCCUCCGUGUCAUUAUCAGGAAGUGCGUCAAAUGUAGCGUGCUGUUUUGUCCAGUCAUAUUUGCCACAGCUGCAAUAAGUAAAGUAAAGUGUAAUCAUGGAGAAGCAGGAGAUUCAGCUUAUCACUACUGACCAUGAAUCAAUGUGAAAUGAAAGCUCUCCUGACAAUCAGCACUUGAGAAAAAAAUCAUUUAACAAAUAUUUUUUUGGUGUUGUGUAAUAAAGGCACAUUGAUUAGUUUGUGUCAGUUUUCAGCAAUAUUUGUAUUGUAUGUAUCUGAUACUAACAAGUCAGCCUCACAAGUUGUGUUGGGCUGCAUGUCAUUUGGUUCUGAAUACAUUUUGAGUAAAAUGGUCAGAACUAUUAUCUACAUUUAUGAUUUUAUGAACUGCAGUUAUUAGCUGUAACUCAUUUCAUUCAUUUUAUAUAUUUGAAAAAAAUGAUAUUAUGGACAAUUACAGUAAGGGCUAUUUUAGAAACUGUUUCUGUAUCUAAAAUCUGUAUUCUAAUCUGUAUUCUAUUUAAAGCUUACAAUAAUUCUGAGUCAAUGUGCAAUGUUUAGCAUAUAAAAGACAGUAAUGAAUCUAGGUGUAAAAAUUAGAAAAUGUAUGAAACACAAGGCUUCUAAUAUCUAGUGUGACUUGCUGCAGAAAACCUGUAGCAUGGCACAAAUCCAAUAACAUUUACAAAACCAAUGUUGGCAUGGUAUGUUCUGUAAAUUAUAUUCUGCUAAAUCAUUUGAAAGUAUUUCGUUUUUAUGGUAUGAGGCCAUGUUUUAAUUAAAACUGUCUAGCUGUUGAUUUGAUUGAAUACUUUCCUCACAUUUCAUUUUUGAUUGGCUGAAGGGGAUAAAUUUGGGUUACAGUGUGUUUACAUUAGCAGUGUAUCUGUAGGUUUUUCCCCUUCCCUACAUUUGAAGGAACAUAAGUAUUCAACAUUAUAUGAACUGAGUGUUCAGUCAGACAAUGUUCAUUCACUCUGUGGUACAUCUGUCAUUAUUGUAUUUAAUUAAUACUGUCAUACUUCUUGAUUGCUGAUUGUUAUUAUUGUUUUUUGCAUUUUCCUUUGUGGGUUUUAAUGUGUCUGAACUUUUGAAUUUUUCAUUUUAAAUCAUUAUGUUACUGAAAACAAUGCACAAACAGAAAGAAAGAGCAAGAAAAGAAUGUGGAUAUUACACUGAAGGAUAAGGUCAUGAAGCCAACAUGUUUAAAUGUGUGUGUGCACGUGAGAGAGAGAGGGAGAGUGAGAUACAAUCAAAACCACUUCAGUAAUUUUUUUAAUUAUCAAUUAUUUUUUUAAUUAUUGCAAAUACGUUCAGAUAUGGUUUUAAUCAUCUUGUAAUGUUACUUAAAGUUGAAUUAAUAGAUUCCAAGAUGUUUUCAUGCUAUUUAAACUUUGAGGAAAUGGUUUGUAAUAGUGCUUUGUAAUUUAGUUAAACUGUAGCUGUGCUGUGCACUUGUAAAUGUACUAUUUGAAAAAUGUGUGAGUGUGUGUGCGAGCGCAUGUGUUUGUGGAUAGAGCUGGAAGGGGGGGCAGGAGGAUCUGUCAAGUGAUUCAUUUUCUAGAGAAGAGUAUUUGUUGUUGGUUUUAUUCCUAGCUUUAGGGAAAUACAAUGGGAGACAGUACAGUAAUUGAUUUACCUACAGGCAACCCAACAUUCUUGUCCAGAAGAUUAAGUGAAAAUCCUUAUUUUCCAUGCAUGCAACUCUUCCUUGAUUACUAUGAGAAAAUCUCACACUUGUGAAAAAAAUUACGUUAAUAAAAAAGUAAAACUCAA
This is a messenger RNA of Brienomyrus brachyistius, 6861 nucleotides long. Its product is annotated as protein shisa-7-like. The transcript is spliced from 6 exons. Gene Ontology annotation, cellular component: AMPA glutamate receptor complex; postsynaptic membrane; dendritic spine membrane. Gene Ontology annotation, biological process: regulation of AMPA receptor activity; regulation of short-term neuronal synaptic plasticity. NCBI's taxonomy places the organism in Eukaryota, Metazoa, Chordata, Actinopteri, Osteoglossiformes, Mormyridae. The coding region runs from base 2116 to 3996 and encodes 626 amino acids. The record is from RefSeq and is a predicted model, not a curated record.